This is a messenger RNA of Iphiclides podalirius (scarce swallowtail), 348 nucleotides long. The record is from the annotation of a GenBank genome assembly. Lineage: Eukaryota; Metazoa; Arthropoda; Insecta; Lepidoptera; Papilionidae.
AUGAGAUCGCGUUAUCGCGCUCAAUUACCCUCGGAACUCACUCACUCGCCCGCAACGGCGAAAAUCGUACACCAAUUAGUCACGUGGGACACGUCGAUGCCCGUAUCUCAGUCGGGGGGCACCGCCUCCCGUACUCGGGGGGAGUGCGGCCGAAAAAUUCUCAUUAACCUUAUCUCACUGAUCCGACUAACUCAUAACUCGCGUCGGCUGAGCGGGAGGGCAAACGUUGGCCGAUACGUUAUGAGCUACGACAUGGCCGCUAAACCGUGCCCGCACGUGAGAAGUCCGAAAAACCCGUUAGUGCACGCCACUGGGUGCGAACCCACGACCUCCGAGCGAGACGACCGC